GGUCAAGCGCCUCUGCCAAUAGGGCCUUUUCGCCUUGCGGGAGUACGGAGGUAGCCGCCUAUAAUUAGAGGCGUGGAUGCGUACAGGGAUCGGUAUUUGCUUUUGUGGCUCAAGUGUCGACCUUCAACUUUCCAAUGAGAGCCUGUUUUCCAACUUAAACACACCUCCCAUCGCAUUCCCCGCGAAAAUAGCCCGACGUGCUUAUUCGCUUCAUUAAUACCUCCUUUUUUGCUUCGGUUGUUCGCAUCCCCGUUCUCUGUUGCAAGCGAUCCAAUCGUGGACGGGCGAUCCGGGGAGUAGCAGCCGCACUCGAUCAGGUCAAGCCCUUCCUCCCGCCGACACAGGCCACCGACGCCGUCGCUGCCAUCAUCAUGGACGAGAAGCGCGCCAUGUCGCCGAUCAGACCGAGUUGCCCAUCCCGCCGCACACGCCUGCCUAUCACCCUAGCUCUCGCCGGCCUCUGUCUCUACCUCUUCUACCACGUCCACAUCUACGUCCACCCGCUGCCCACCAUCGCCGACCCGGACCGAUGGUAUGGCGCGCCCGCAAGCGAACCCACAUCGCCAGUCCAGGCGAGCCGCAAGCUGGUCCCCUUGGAGGCGCAUAUCAUGAGCAAAUGCCCGGAUGCAAGGGAUUGCCUGAGGGACAUGGUUCUUCCCGCGAUGAUGCGUGUACACGAUAAAGUCAACUUCACUUUAUCGUUUAUUGGGACACCGACCGAGAACGAUGGCGUCAGCUGCAAACACGGUCCGGCCGAGUGCUUAGGAAACAUCCUCGAGCUCUGCGCUCAGAGGCUCUACCCCGAUCCGAAGACCUACCUCGGUUUUGUCAUGUGCCUGACGAGGAAUUACAAGGAGAUUCCCCAGCGGACCUUGAUUGAGGACUGUGCGCUGGAGCAUGCCAUCGACUUCGACGAGUUGAAUGACUGCGCGGCAGAGGACGACGGUGCUCUCGGGAUGGGCAUGCUGCGAGACAGCGUGCGGAGGACGCUGGCGUGACCAAGAGCUGUACCGUGCGCCUCGACGAGAAGGUCUACUGCAUCCGCGAC
This is a messenger RNA of Phialemonium atrogriseum, 1048 nucleotides long. RefSeq lists its product as uncharacterized. Gene Ontology annotation, molecular function: oxidoreductase activity, acting on a sulfur group of donors, disulfide as acceptor. NCBI's taxonomy places the organism in Eukaryota, Fungi, Ascomycota, Sordariomycetes, Cephalothecales, Cephalothecaceae. The transcript has 5 exons. The coding region runs from base 372 to 998 and encodes 208 amino acids. The record is from RefSeq and is a predicted model, not a curated record.